GCCCGGGGGCGGUGGCACCGGGCGGAAGCGGCAGUGCCUGGCGGUUAUGGCGGCGCCGGGCGGGGCGGCGCGGCCCGGGGCCGAGGUCGUGCAGCUCAACGUGGGCGGCAAGAGGUUCAGCACAUCCCGCCAGACGCUGACCUGGAUCUCGGACUCCUUCUUCUCCAGCCUCCUGAGCGGCCGCAUCUCCACCUUGAAGGAUGAGACGGGAGCGAUCUUCAUCGACCGGGACCCCACCGUCUUCGCCCCCAUCCUCAAUUUCCUCCGGACGAAAGAGCUCGACCCCCGAGGCGUCAGCAUCUCCCUCCUCCUCCACGAAGCCCAAUUUUACGGCAUCACCCCUCUAGUCCGCCGCUUGCAGCUGCGGGAGGAAUUAGACCGUUCGUCUUGCGGCAGCGUCCUCUUCAACGGGUACCUCCCCCCGCCAGUUUUACCGGCCAAACGCCGGAACCGGCACAGCGUGGCGGGACCUCAGAUCGCCGCCCGCUUACCGGCGCCGCCCGACCGAGCCCCGGUUCGCCGCAGUAACACCAUGCCCCCCAAUUUGGGGAACGCCGGUUUAUUGGGGCGCCUCUUAGACGACCGAACCCCCCCCACCCCGGCGACCGAACCGGGGGCGGUGCGGAUCGUCUGCGGGCACCACAACUGGAUCGCGGUGGCUUACGCCCAGUUCCUCGUCUGCUACAGGAUGAAGGAGACCUCGGGGUGGCAGCAGGUUUUCUCCAGCCCGCGGUUGGAUUGGGUGAUCGAGCGGGUGGCCCUCAACGCCAAAGUCCUCGGCGGAGCCUUGGGUGACCACGACAAGAUGGUGGCGGUGGCGUCUUCCAGCGAGAUCAUCCUCUGGGCCUUGCAAGCCGACGGCAACGGCAGCGAAAUCGGCGUCUUCCACCUCGGCGUGCCGGUGGAAGCCCUCUUCUUCGUCGGGAACCAACUCAUCGCCACCAGCCACACUGGCAAAAUCGGCGUGUGGAACGCCGUCACCAAGCACUGGCAGAUCCAAGACGUCGUCCCCAUCAACAGCUACGACGCCGCCGGCACCUUCCUCCUCCUCGGUUGCAACAACGGUUCCAUCUACUACGUGGACGUUCAGAAGUUCCCCCUGCGGAUGAAGGACAACGACCUCCUGGUGACGGAGCUUUACCGCGACCCCACCGAAGACGCCGUCACCGCGCUCAGCGUCUACCUCACCCCCAAGACCAGCGACAGCGGGAAUUGGAUCGAGAUUGCCUACGGCACGAGCUCCGGCGUGGUGCGGGUCAUCGUGCAACACCCCGAAACGGUUGGUUCCGGCCCUCAACUCUUCCAAACCUUCACCGUACAUCGAAGCCCCGUCACCAAAAUCAUGCUUUCGGAGAAACACCUCAUCUCCGUUUGCGCCGACAACCACCACGUCCGCACUUGGACGGUGACUCGCUUCCGCGGGAUGAUCUCCACCCAACCGGGCUCGACGCCGUUGGCUUCCUUCAAGAUCCUGUCUUUGGAUGACCUCGACGCUCCCGCCGGUUGCGGCGCCGGCACCGAUAUCGGACCCUUCGGCGAGCGGGACGAGCAACAGGUCUUCAUCCAAAGAGUGGUGCCGGACGCGUGCCAGGUCUUCAUCCGCCUCUCCUCCACCGGCAAGAGGAUCUGCGAGGUGCGCUCGGUCGACGCCGCCGCCAUCACCGCCUUCACCGUCCACGAGUGCGAGGGCUCCAGCCGCAUCGGCUCCCGCCCGCGCCGUUACCUCUUCACCGGCCACGCCAACGGCAGCGUCCAGAUGUGGGACCUCACCACCGCCAUGGAGAUGCUGGGGAAGCCCCCAGAAACGGGAGGUUUGACCGAAGAAGAGCUUUUACGGCAACUGGAACAAUGUGAUUUGGCGUUAACCGGCCCCCCCGGGCCCCCCCGGCCCCCCAGCACCAGCCUCCGCUCGCAGGGGCCCAACCGGGGGGAGACGCCGACUUCAUCCCCCCCCACCCCGAAAUUUCGGGGGGAACCCCUCAGCGGCGCCCCCCAAACCCGCUAUCGGGGGGGGGCGGAGGGGGACCCCCCCUUCUCCGGCCUUUCCCGCGGCGGGGGGAGCUUCGUGGAGCGCUGCCAGGAGCUGGCUCAGCGCCUCGGCCCCCCCGAGCACCCCCAAACCCCCCCCGCGGGCCUUAAACCCAAAGCUUUGCGACCCGCCCCCCCGCGGCGACCCCCCAAUUCCGCCCCCCACCCCCCGCCCGCCCCCAGGAACCAGCCCCCUCCCCCCGGGCCCCCCCCUCCCCCCGCCGCCGAUGCCCUCCCCAUCGUCCCCUUGGUCACCCCCAAAUCCCGGCUUAACGAGACGUCGUUUUGAGGGGGACAGGACCCCCCCCCCCGCACCCCCAAAAUGUGCCUUUAUUGGGGGGGGGGGCUCUGCUGCUCCCCCCCCGCCCCCUCUCACGGAUUUGGGGGGGGUUGCAGAGGAAGAGCCCCCCCCCCAUGCCAAAGCGCUGCGGGUUUUGGGGUGUCCCCCCCCCCCAUACACCCCCUUUCCCCA
Messenger RNA from Phalacrocorax carbo (great cormorant), 2500 nucleotides. The record is from RefSeq and is a predicted model, not a curated record. Lineage: Eukaryota; Metazoa; Chordata; Aves; Suliformes; Phalacrocoracidae.